AUGCCUGACUAUACUAUUGAAUAUGAUGAUGAAGAUCAAUUAAAUAUUCUUAAAUUAACAUUAUGUAAUGACAAUGAUUACGAUUUAAAAGAUAUGUAUGAUUAUAUGACACAAGAAUAUUUAAAAGAUGAAAUAAGUCACAUAUCAUUGGGGACGACUUUGUUUGAAAUAGGAAUGUACGCCAAGGCAGAAAAAUAUUAUAAACGUUUAUUAAAUAGUUUAGAUGAUCUUCUGAUAUCAACCAGCCUUAUCCUCAUUCCACUAACGAUACUUCAACUGGUUGUUCAACUGAAUUACCAGACUUGUAUCUAA
Molecule: messenger RNA, 312 nt
Organism: Didymodactylos carnosus
Lineage: Eukaryota; Metazoa; Rotifera; Eurotatoria; Philodinida; Philodinidae
Source: the annotation of a GenBank genome assembly